Messenger RNA from Vicia faba (fava bean), 2415 nucleotides. Lineage: Eukaryota; Viridiplantae; Streptophyta; Magnoliopsida; Fabales; Fabaceae. The record is from the annotation of a GenBank genome assembly.
AUGUCUGGAGUUACGAAGGAGGAAGAGUCGGGUAGUCCUAGUUGGGGUGCUUCGUUUUUAAUGCAGACAACGGAAGAUGUGGCUAAAGCGGUCACUGCUGCUAUGAAUACUCCAAGGCCGUCUGUUAUUUAUUCGUCGAAAAAUGAACAGGGUGGUAGUCAACUUCAAAGGCUGCAGUAUCAAGUUACGAAAAUGAUAAAAGGGUUUUCUCGUCCUCCUGAAGUUAAAUAUGCGAAUUAUAAUCCGGAAAUCUUGACGAGUCAGAAGCGUCAAUGGGCUGCUAACUUUCAUUUGCAGUACAAUGAUCACAAGUCUUGGAAGGAGCCAACAAAGUUGUUUGAAAGUAUGGUGGUUGUUGGGCUUCAUCCUAAUUCUGACAUUCAGGCGCUGCAAAGGCAAUAUUUGGUGAGGAGGUCCGAAGGUUCUGGUAAAUUGAGAAGUGCACUUGGUUAUCAAAAUCAAUCCCGUGUGGAGCCAAAUGUUGAACCUCAGGUCUUAUUUGUUUACCCUCCGGAAAAGCAGCUACCUCUUAAAGAAAAAGAUCUUCUUUCUUUCUGUUUCCCUGGAGGUCUUGAGGUUAAUGCUGUUGAGAAAACCCCUUCCAUGAGUGAAUUAAAUGAAAUUCAUUUCGGACAGGAACAUUUUAAACAAAGGGAUCUGUCAUUUGUAUUUAGGUUACAGGGUGCUGAUAAUUCAACACUUUAUGGGUGUUGUGUCUUAGUUGAAGAGCUAGUGCAUAAACCCUCUGGAUUGCUUUCCAUGAUUACGGUUAAGCAGUCAUCUAACUCUUCUUUGAGACGCCAUAUAUUAACCACACAAAGAUGUUACUGCAUUCUCUCAAGGCUCCCAUUUUUUGAGUUGCACUUUGGUGUAUUGAACAGCAUCUUCAUGCAAGAAAGGCUGGAGCGGUUGACAAGAAGUGUCGAGUAUUUUAAUGAAUUCCCUGAAGGUAGUUAUGAGGGAGAAAACUUGGAAGGAAAUUCAGAGAGUCUUGUGGUGAAUGAUAGGCUUACCAAAGACAAACUUGAUGAGAGUCCAAGAAUUUCUCAAUCAAACCUAAAAAAUUCCCAACACAACAACAUCGAGGAUGAUAGUAAUCAUCAAAAGAAACAAAUGGUUAAUGAGGAGAUGCAUACACUUAAAGAGGGAGCAGAUGAUGACAAUAUUGUGUCUGUUCAUCCUGAAACUGAUGGAGAAAUUGUCAAAGGAGUGUCUAGCCUUACAAUUGCUGAAGAUAGUAAUACAUAUGGCAAUGCUUUGGCAACAAACAAACAGUCAGAAGAUAGGCGUUUACCAAAUGCUAUUUUGCCCCUCCUUCGGUAUAACCAGUAUGAAAGCUCCGAAUCUUCCUGCAGUUUUCAAGGUUCACCUAGUGAAGAUAGAAAUUUCAGGAGUGAUGCUGAUGAUACUGAGACAGAAGAGGCUUCAUUCUCAGGACAAGAAGAUUUAAAUGACCUACAUGAGAUUCUUGAAUGGGCCAAGACUAAUAAUUGUGGACCGUUACAAAUUAUAAGUGAGUAUUAUCGUUUUAGUUGUCCUACAAGGGGAUCGACACUUAUCUUUCAUCCUUUGGAGCACCUACAUUCCUUGGAAUAUCACAGGCCAGAUGAGAAUGCUCUUUAUCUGUCUGGUUCACUUAUUGGUUUGAAAUCUUGUAGUACAGGUCUGGGAUUAGCCGAGGCACAAAAUUGUCUUCUGGUUGCAGAGGAGGCAACUGCAUUAUCUAUAUGGGCUGUAGCGUGCUUAUGUGGUACCUUGAGACUUGAACAUGUGUUAACAUUCUUUGCCGGAGCUCUACUGGAGAAGCAGAUUGUAGUUGUCUGCUCUAAUUUGGGAAUCUUAUCUGCAUCAAUUCUAUCAGUUAUUCCACUAAUCCGACCCUACCAAUGGCAAAGCUUGCUAAUGCCGGUUUUACCAAAUGACAUGCUUGACUUUCUGGACGCUCCUGUUCCUUACAUAGUUGGUGUUAGGCAUAAGACAAAUGAAGUUCAGACAAAGUUAUCCAAUGUUAUUCUGGUUGAUGCCAACAGAAACCAGGUGAAGUCACCGACAAUACCUCAAUUGCCAAGACAAAAAGAGCUAAUGUCUUCUUUACGUCCUUAUCAUGCAACUCUUGUCGGAGAAAGUUACUUGGGUAGGAGAAGGCCGGUGUAUGAAUGCACGGAAAUGCAGUUAGAAGCUGCCAAGGGGUUCUUAUCUGUGUUAAGAUCUUAUUUGGAUUCCCUAUGCUGUAACAUCCGUUCACAUACAAUAACCAAUGUACAAUCGAAUGACGAUAAGGUAUCCUUGCUUUUGAGGGAGAGUUUCAUUGACUCAUUCCCUUAUCGUGAUCAGUCUUUCAUGAAGCUUUUCGUGGAUACACAACUGUUCUCUGUACACACAGAUCUUGUGCUCUCUUUCUUCCAAAAGGAAUAG